Molecule: messenger RNA, 1497 nt
Organism: Strongyloides ratti
Lineage: Eukaryota; Metazoa; Nematoda; Chromadorea; Rhabditida; Strongyloididae
Product: Protein kinase domain and Serine/threonine-/dual specificity protein kinase, catalytic domain and Mitogen-activated protein (MAP) kinase, p38 family and Protein kinase-like domain-containing protein
Exons: 3
Coding region: 1-1497 (498 amino acids)
Biological process (GO): intracellular signal transduction; protein phosphorylation
Cellular component (GO): nucleus; cytoplasm
Molecular function (GO): ATP binding; MAP kinase activity
Source: RefSeq, a predicted model, not a curated record
AUGACAGAUUCUACAAAUUUAUUAAAACCUGGUUAUUAUCAAACUGAAUUAGGAAGAACAACAUGGAAUAUUCCAAAAAAUUAUCAAAAUUUAACAUUAAUUGGUACAGGUGCAUAUGGCUGUGUAUGUUCUACUGAAUGUACUAUAACAAAAGAAAAAUAUGCAAUAAAAAAAAUUACAAGACCAUUUGAUAGUCCUAUACAUGCUAAUAGAACUCAUAGAGAAUUAAGAUUAUUAAGAUUAAUGAAUCAUGAAAAUGUUAUUAGUUUACAUGAUGUAUUUACUUCAACACCAACAUUUAGUAAAUUUAAUGAUAUUUAUCUAGUUACAUCACUUAUGGGAGCUGAUUUAUCAGACAUAUUAAAAAUUCAAAAAUUAUCAGACGAACAUGUUCAAUUUUUAGUUUAUCAAAUUUUACGUGCACUAAAAUAUAUACAUUCAGCUGGUAUUAUACAUAGAGAUUUAAAACCAUCAAAUAUAGCAGUAAAUGAAGAUUGUGAACUUAGAAUUCUUGAUUUUGGUUUAGCUAGACAUACAGAAUCAGAAAUGACGGGAUACGUUGCAACUCGUUGGUAUAGAGCACCAGAAAUUAUGUUAAAUUGGAUGCAUUAUUCACAAACAGUUGAUAUGUGGUCAGUUGGAUGUAUUAUGGCAGAAUUGAUUACUGGUAAAACACUUUUCCCUGGAAAUGAUCAUAUUGAUCAAUUACAACGAAUAAUGAGUGUUGUAGGAACACCAACAGAAGAAUUUUUAGAUAAAAUAUCAUCUGAAGAGGCUAAAAAUUAUAUAAGAAAUAUGAAAAAAAUGCCACGUAGAAAUUUUAAAGAAUUAUUUCAUGGUGCCAAUGAUUAUGCUGUAGAUUUUUUAGAAAAAGUUUUAAAUCUUGAUCCAGAUUAUAGAUUGACAGCAUCUGAAGCAUUAGAACAUCCAUACUUUGCUGAUUAUCAUGAUCCAAAAGAUGAACCAACAUCAGAACCAUUUGAAACAGAACUUGACGGUGACUUUUCUAUAGAUAAAUGGAAAAAAAUUAUUUGGAAUGAGAUUCAUGAUUUUCAACGUUCUAAAGAAGAAAAAGAAUUAAAAUUACAGAAUGAAAAUAAAAUAACGGAAGAUGAUGUAAUAAAUGGUGGUCAACCUGAACCAAAACAGUCAAAACUUGAUGAAACUGCAGUAAAACAAAAAAAAGAAGAGGAAAUUGAUAAAAAAGUUAUAACAAAUGAUGAUAUUAGAAAAUCAUUAUUAGAACAAGCGCAAAAAAAUGAAAAUGAUUCAAAUAAAAAUACACCUAAAAACAAUGACAAUGAAGAUGAAGAUGAAACUAAAAAAAUUGUUAAUAAAGAUAAUAUUAAAGAAAUUGAUGAAGAUGAUAAAAAAACAAACAAAGAAGAGAAAGACAAAAUAAUAAAUGAUGAUAACAAAAUAAAUAAGGUGACACUUGAUGAUGAUGCUACUCCAUAUAUAUCAAAUCCCAAAUCGCCUAUAAAUUUCAAAAAAUAA